This is a messenger RNA of Macrosiphum euphorbiae (potato aphid), 834 nucleotides long. The record is from the annotation of a GenBank genome assembly. Lineage: Eukaryota; Metazoa; Arthropoda; Insecta; Hemiptera; Aphididae.
AUGAGAGCUCAUGAAGAUUUCAUUAAUAAAAUUCAACGUCAAUAUCACACACGUGGAGAUGUAACUACAAUUAUUAGCAUUCCAAAUUUUGAUGUUGUUCAAAACUUUUCUUUAGAUUAUAUGCACGUAGUAUGCUUAGGAGUUGUUAAAAAAAUAUUGAUGUUAUGUAAGGGGACUCUUGGUAAUGGAAGAAGAGAUAUUAAUGAUCAAAAGUUGAAUAAUCAAAUAAUUAGAAAUAUAUCAGAUGGACUUUUAUCAUUUAAAACAUGUAUAUCAUGCGAUUUUGUUCGUAAACCUAGAGCCUUAGAUAAAUUGGCACGCUGGAAAGCUACAGAGUACAGAUUAUUUCUUUUAUAUGUAGGAAUCGUUUCAAUUCAUUCAAUUGUGCCCAAAAAAUUAUAUCAACAUUUUUUGUCUUUAAGUAUAGCCAUGACUAUUUAUUUAAGCCCAAACUACACAGAUUUAGCUAUAUUUGCUAAAUCGUUAAUGUUUAAGUUUUUCAAAGAUUUUGGUAGCUUGUAUGGAAAUCACUUUAUUUCUCAUAAUGUGCAUGCACUAAUCCAUUUGUUUGAUGAUUAUAACAAUUUUGGAUCAUUAGAUAGUGUAAGUUGUUUUAAAUUUAAAAACUACAUGGGUAACUUAAAAAAACUUGUUCGUAAAAGUGAUAAACCUCUUCAACAAGUUGUAAAAAGAUUUGAAGAGCGUUCUAGUCUUAUUAACGAUCCCACAGUGAACCUGCAGAAUAAUAAAAAAAAUGAAACUUUCUUAAAGAAAUAUGUUAAAGAACUGGUGAAGAGUAUCUUCGUUGUUAUAUAUUUUAUGAAAAUCAUAUGA